AGUUUGGGAUUUUAAUGAAAAAUAGUUAAAUUUCCUAUUAUUAUAAGGGGGACACAUAAAAUAUCUCAUAAAUGAUUCGGAAACGUUUCCGUUUCACCUCCAUCACGUCCCCGCUUUUUGCUUGCCGUCCCUCUGUUCCAUGAAACGUUUAAGGGAUGUUUCCGUGUUGUCCCCGUGAAGUACCAGUCCCCAUCACGUUUCUGGUACGUGAGACGCCACCGAAACGACGUCCCCGUGCAUCAUAACUGUUAAUAUGACCUUUGACCAAGAACAACUUCAGCCGUCAGUACAAUCAAGACAAGACAAUUACUGAAGUGUUAAAAAAUAUUUUAAGUAAACUAAAUUAAUGGUUAAAGAGGCUUAUAUAAGAUUAACUUGCACUUCUACGAUUUGAUCAUAGAGGAAAGAAAGGGGUUUAUCAAUUUGGCUACUGCAUCCUUUUCUUUCACUUUCGGAGAAAUUCAAUUGGCAAUGGCGGGUCGUAAAGAGAAAAUCCAACCAUUCCACGGAUGUGGAAUUGCGAUCGCCAUCCUGGUUGGAAUCGUUAUCGGGUGCGUCUGCACUGUCUUGUUACCAAAUGAUUUCUUCAAGUCCGGAUCAUUGAAGGUUGCAUCGGCUUCAUGUGAAUCGUCUGAACGGGUCAAAAUGCUCAAAUCAGACUUUGCAAUUAUCUCCGAAGAGAACGCAGAGUUAAGGAAGCAGGUCAGGGAGCUAACGGAAAAGGUACGGUUGGCGGAACAAGGAACGGAUAAUGCUAGGAAACAAGUCUUAGUUUUGGGAUCAGAGAUUAAGGCAGGAUCUUUUGGCACUGUCAAGAGUCUGAGAACUAAUCCAACUGUGGUUCCCGACGAGUCUGUUAACCCCAGAUUAGCUAAGCUUUUAGAGAAAGUAGCUGUCAAUAAAGAGAUCAUUGUGGUUCUUGCAAAUUCAAAUGUGAAACCAAUGCUGGAGUUGCAGAUUGCUAGCAUCAAGAGGGUUGGUAUUCUAAACUACCUAAUUAUCGCCUUGGAUGAUUCCGUAGAGAGUUUCUGUGAAUCGAAGGAGGUUUCAUAUUACAAGAGAGAUCCAGAUAAAGCAGUUGACAUGGUUGGGAAAAGCGGAGGUAAUCACGCUGUUUCCGGACUGAAAUUCCGUGUGUUAAGAGAGUUCUUGCAGCUUGGCUACAGUGUUCUUCUAUCGGAUGUGGACAUUGUAUUUCUGCAGAACCCUUUUGGUCAUCUGUACAGAGACUCUGAUGUGGAGUCAAUGAGCGAUGGCCACGACAACAUGACAGCGUAUGGCUUCAACGAUGUGUUUGAUGAACCAUCCAUGGGAUGGGCUCGGUAUGCACACACAAUGAGGAUAUGGGUUUUCAAUUCAGGGUUUUUCUAUCUAAGACCAACUCUUCCUUCAAUCGAGCUACUGGACCGAGUGGCUUAUACACUCUCUAAGUCAGAGGCAUGGGACCAAGCGGUUUUCAACGAGCAACUCUUUUACCCUUCGCAUCCCGGGUACACUGGCUUACACGCUUCCAAAAGAGUCAUGGAUAUGUACGAGUUCAUGAAUAGUAAGGUUCUCUUCAAAACCGUGAGAAAGAAUCAUGAACUGAAGAAAUUGAAGCCGGUGAUUGUUCAUCUGAAUUACCAUCCAGAUAAACUCGAACGAAUGCAAGCAGUAGUGGAGUUCUAUGUUAAUGGCAAACAAGACGCGCUUGAUAGCUUCCCAGAUGGUUCAGAUUGAUAAAAGAGAUGGAUGCUUGUUAAGCAAGAUAUUGACAAAAACCAAUCUUCUUCCUCAAUGGCAGAUUCUGAUUAUAUAUAUAUACUUCCUUCAGUAAAACAAAAAGGUAGGCUAAAUUUUUUUGUCCAGUUUCAUCUUCCCACAUAUAUCAGUUCUCCUUUUGCGCUUCUAGUCUUUUCUUUUUCUUCUUCUGUAGUAUGAAUUUUGUGUAUCCUAUAUAGCUCAAAUCUAAAGAGGCUUCUUCUGUUCUA
This is a messenger RNA of Arabidopsis lyrata subsp. lyrata, 1970 nucleotides long. Its product is annotated as arabinosyltransferase RRA2. The coding region runs from base 472 to 1719 and encodes 415 amino acids. Lineage: Eukaryota; Viridiplantae; Streptophyta; Magnoliopsida; Brassicales; Brassicaceae. The record is from RefSeq and is a predicted model, not a curated record. Gene Ontology annotation, molecular function: glycosyltransferase activity. The transcript is spliced from 3 exons. Gene Ontology annotation, biological process: root hair cell development.